AAGCCGGCAGACGCGCUCGGUCAUCACUGGCAGCAGGAACCGGUGCUUAGGUUGCGGAUGAGAGCUUCUGAAUGUUCCCAACACAAGCUUCCGCCAGCAUGAAGCUGCUUUUGGUUCUCGCCGUCACCGUGACAGUCACUCACGCUGCAGACAUCGUGGACCCCUGCUCGUGCACCGCCUUCCCCUGCCAGAUCUUCAACGACGAGUUCGACUUCUUGGACUUCAGCGCCUGGGAGCACGAGAUAACAUUGGUUUCAGCUAUCUGGAUGAUGCCGAGGAAUUUCGAGUACGGUCUUUGGCCGGCCAGCGGAGAAAUUGACAUCGUCGAGUCCCGAGGUAACGACAACUACGGUACUCUUGGUAGCGGUUUUGCUGGUACCACCCUGCACUGGGGCCCAGCCUUGAACCUCAACAAGUAUAACCUCACCCACGCAGAAUACUCCCCCGCCAACGGGACUUCCUUCGCCGACAACUUCCACACGUGGCGCUUGGACUGGACGCCCGACGACAUAACGUUCUACCUAGACGACGCGGAAAUUUUGAAGGUGGACCCCGGCACCAACUUCUGGGACUUCGGCGGCCUGGCUACCAGUGGCUACGAGAACCCCUGGCGCUACGGCACCAAAAUGGCUCCCUUCGAUAAGGAAAAUUUUUGCGGGAAUUGGCCAUCAUUAAAUCCAAUACAUAAUUUAAAUCAACGGUUCUACCUAGACGACGCGGAAAUUUUGAAGGUGGACCCCGGCACCAACUUCUGGGACCUCGGCGGCCUGGCAUCCAGUGGCUACGAGAACCCCUGGCGCUACGGCACGAAAAUGGCUCCCUUCGAUAAGGAAUUUCACGUGAUUAUCAACUUGGCUGUUGGAGGCGUGAACGGCUUCUUCCCCGAUGACGUCCCUAGCAGCCCCCCUAAGCCCUGGUCCAAUGCUGAGAGCACCGCCCCGGCCUCCUUCUGGAAGGGCGUAAGUUAGAGUCCCUAGCA
Hyalella azteca is the source of this 979-nucleotide messenger RNA. RefSeq names its product beta-1,3-glucan-binding protein-like. Bases 72 to 968 code for a protein of 298 amino acids. The transcript is spliced from 11 exons. Lineage: Eukaryota; Metazoa; Arthropoda; Malacostraca; Amphipoda; Hyalellidae. Gene Ontology annotation, biological process: carbohydrate metabolic process. Gene Ontology annotation, molecular function: hydrolase activity, hydrolyzing O-glycosyl compounds. The record is from RefSeq and is a predicted model, not a curated record.